AUGCGGCGAAAUGACAUUCUGCAAUGGUUGCGGGCGAACGAAAUUAUCAUUGAUGAUGAUGAUGCGCAGUUGACAGAUGAACAUGGGCUUUCUGCAGAGAGUCGUGGCCAACCUCUACAGCAUGAUCAGCAAGAACAAAUUUCUUCGGAGGAGAACUGCGUCGGUGGUGAUCAGCAUGAGAAUGAGGAUCCUGAGUUGAGUGGUGAACAGCGUUUUUUGGCAGAGGGUAAUGACCCACCUCCACAGCAUGAUCAGCAGGAACGAGCCUCUUCUGAGGAGCCUGGCCUUGGUGAUGCUCAGCAUGCACUUUCUCAGUCGCCUGGGGAGCGUAGCAUUGGUGAUCAUCAAUGCGAAGAGCUUGAGUUGACUGAUGCAGAGCGACCUUCUGCAGAUGUUAGUGACCAAUCUCAACAGCAUGAUCAGCAGGAACAAGUCUCGCCUAAUGAGCGCGGCCUUGGUGAUGCUCAGCAUGAAGGUUCAGAAUUGCCUGAUGCUCCGCCAGGUAUGGGUGAUGCAGAUAAUCAAAAUGAUGCUGAGUUGACUGAUGAACAGGGACCUUCCAGCUCCAGCUCCUCACGGUCAUCGUCGGAAGUGGAAGCGGAAUCCGAAGAUGAAUGCCCCUUGCACGACCGUGUUGACAAUUACAGAAGUGCGGCCAAAGAUGAUCGCAGACAAGUCUACAUGUGGACCUAUGCCCGAGCACCAGAGAUGAGCCGAGAAGAUGUUGCAACCGUCAUUACGAAUGCCUAUGCUGCAGCAGGUGUGCAGAUUCUCCACUACUCGGUGUUUCGUGAGCAUCACCCGACCUCCCGGUCUGAGCUAGAGCGGCAGUUCCAUUUCCAUAUCAUCGUAGAGAGCGAUGAGAGACACCGAUGGCGAGCAAUUGCGCGGGUUCUUCGAAGCCAAGACCGCCCCAUGCACUGCUCGGCGGCCGGCUCCGGCCGUUCGGUCUACUGGGGUGCAUUUGCUUAUUGUUAUGUGCCCAGUGCCAAGAAGCCUCGGGAACACUUAGACACUUGUUACCUCUUGAGUCGUGGGCAUCCAGACAUUUUGCAACGGCUUGUGAAAGACAGACGUCCAAAGCGUGUGAAGCCAUUGGAGCUUGGAAAUGUUCUUCGACAACAAGAGAUUCGAUCCUUGGAUGCUUUCUAUGCCUUUGCAAAAAGGCAGGCGGAUGGUGGCGACGAUCGGUGGUUGAGCGUGGCCUAUGGGACGCAGGCGAAAAGACUGCAGGAACAGAUUGCUGCUGUUUGGGCUGUCGAAACCGCAGGCAGAAGAUUGGAGGACUUGAACUGGCUCCGCUUUGACCGAGAUGCAUCUCAUUUUGACAUCCUUUCUCAAGGUCUGCGCCACACUUGCUCUUGCAACGGCCGCGCCAUUCCUGGAUGGAACUUUUUGCUGGAGCACAACGGCAUUGCCAUUGCGGACUACCGGGACUCCAUUGUGCGCUUGUUCCAGUCUGGUGGAGGAAAAGGAAUGAAUCAUUUCUACUAUGGUGCUCCUUCGUCUGGGAAAACCGCAUUGACGCGGCCAAUCCUAGCUCUUUUCAAGCAAUAUGUCAUGUUGAAGCCGCAAGUGGCAACAUCCUUCCCAUUGCACACCCUCAUCGGAAAGAAGGCCUUGGUUUGGAACGAUUUCCGGUUCCCACAUCCGCCACUGUCCUGGGGUGACCUCCUGAAUAUUUUGGAUUGCAAGCCAUUUCUGAUUGGCGUGCCCAAGGGAGGAGAAGGAGCCCAAGACUACAUGUGGAAUGUGAACCACAAUGAAAAUGUGAUCGUGUUCAUGACGAAGCUGAACUGCGACUUUGACAUUCCAGAUUGGCUGGAUCUCCUGUCCUCAGCGUGGGAAGCAGUGAAGCGUUGCCUUGAUGAAGAUCCCACUGGAGAGAGACUCCGAGAAGUGGAAUGGGUUGAAGAGAGACUUAGUGCCGUGUGCCAGAAGGUUCUCGACUACAAGGACUGUUGGCUUUCGCCCACCAUGACUCACGCGGCCACCAAAUUGACGGCCCAGAUCAAGAAGCCUUUUCAGGAGGUCAUGACGAGCUGCGUGCAGGAAAUGGCAGGAAUGCGCGAGAAGCACGGCAAAGAGCUGGCAAAGCAGAAGGAGGCCAUGGUGAUCCUGCAAUCUGAGGAGGAGCGGCUGUUCUACAGAAUCAAUACUUACCAGGAACGCCUCAAGAAAUUUGAAGACCGCUGUCAGAAGCGCUUUGCGCAGCUGUCGAUGUGAAGACCGCCCGCAAAAUUUUGGUUGGUUGGCGAUGGUGAUUG
Molecule: messenger RNA, 2267 nt
Organism: Cladocopium goreaui
Lineage: Eukaryota; Dinophyceae; Suessiales; Symbiodiniaceae
Source: the annotation of a GenBank genome assembly